Messenger RNA from Saccostrea echinata, 5460 nucleotides. RefSeq lists its product as uncharacterized. The record is from RefSeq and is a predicted model, not a curated record. The transcript has 5 exons. NCBI's taxonomy places the organism in Eukaryota, Metazoa, Mollusca, Bivalvia, Ostreida, Ostreidae. Bases 364 to 5229 code for a protein of 1621 amino acids.
GGCUGUUCCCACUAGAUGUCUUACGCCCCACAAAAAACAAUACUCCGAUUACCAUUGUUUCGCUUCCUCAAUGAUCGAUCAUCAUUGUAAUUAACGGACAGCAUCUACCUGACCACAUGGUUGUGUUAUAGAAUAUUUUAGGUCGUGUCAUCAGCGCGGGAAAAUGAUUUCAUGACAGAACAUUGAUUUUGCUUCCUCCCGAGGGCGCUUCAUACAACAGCGGUUAACAGUUCCUAAACAUUUUAUUUGAAUAUGGCGAAACUGUCCAGGUACGUGUUUUCGGAGGUGUAGUGUGACAAUCAUUUCUGUGGAUUUUCAGUGUGUGUGAAAAUGUGAAUUUUCUAAGAUUGUCAUGGUUUUAUCAUGCCUUUGGGAGAACGAAUUGUUACACCUGUGAAUUUGGGGAGAUCCCCCAUAAAAAUUGACCAUGGGGACAAGAGAAAUCUGCAACAUGCAGUGACAUCGAACGCCCUCGUGGGGAUCCUUCAUCAGCUGGCCAGUGUGGUCCGAUUAGCAGACGACAUCUUCUGUGAUAUUUCAGAGGAAUGCCAAAAAGUGUUCGAAAAGUCGGAACGUAUUAGCAGAAAAAUUACAUUUGUGGAACAGUUUGUCAAAGACCUUGAUGCCAAAUCGGUUACUAUACCUGUUGGUGACCUGACUAAGUUUAGCCAUUGUCAUGACCAUCAUGUUGCCAAACAUGGAUUUGACUGUGACCUUUUCACCUCGGAUAACCGUCCCCACUGUAUACAGGACCACUACAUGCUGUGUGAGACUUCCCCAGGGAAGAUCAUGCGAGGAGCGGACCUGUACAGGAAAGAUGGACUCUGCACAUCAAGACUGUUCAAACUUUGGCCAGUUGCUCUCAAUGAACCCAAGAUCUCCUCCCCUGACUUCAACCUGCCAAGAAGGUCACAAGAUGUGUUUACUUUUGAGAAGAAGUACAAAAAGUUGAAAUUGAAAGAACGGAGGAAAACAAUUCACAUCACUGGUGAACUCUUCCCCGCAGAGAAGAAAGAUCAAGCAAAGGAGGAGAAAGAAGAAGAAAACAAGCCAUGUGACAUAGUGAUACCUCCAUCUGAAGUGAUAAAAAUAGACACCUCAGGGACGGGGUUCCAUCGCAUGCAGUCCUUUAGGAAGGUCCUAGCAAAAAUAGAAUAUGAGGAUGUCAAAAAGAAGAAAAGAAGGAGAACUGUUUCUGGUGUGUCUGAAAGUAUUCUGCAGGAAAUUGAAAAGUUUGAACAGAAGCGAGUAAGUACAAGUGGGCGAGAUCAUGUUAGGGACUAUAAUUUUGAAGAUUUGGAUGUUCUGGAAAUUGAGGUUCCAAGGGACGAGGAAAUGGCAAAGUAUCUGGAUGAAAUUGAUGCCAAAAUUGAAGAGAGAAAGGAGGAUGAGAGAUUGUUCAAGGAACCGAAAAUCAUGAAAUUUUUUCCGUGUCGUAGAUCAAAAUCGCUUCCAAGAUGUGCCAAGUUGAAUUCUGCGAAGGCCCUAAUUGAACGAAAAUCUCAAAUUGCUGGACUAAAUGAAAGUGAGCUAAGCCUGAAUAGUAACCACUCGAAUGACAGUCGGCAAUCCCGUCUCACUAAACGUGGCAGCAUCAUCAGUAAUAAAAUUAAAUCUUUGGUGCGGAGCAACAGUGGGAACAGACUUGUAGAAAAAAUCCACAAAUCGCGACCAAAGUCCCUAGACCUUGACGCAAUAGACUUUGAGGUUUCUAGUCCCUCAAACUUGGCUAAAAUGCCCAGUAUGCCUGAUAACAUGUUGACCAGAAAAGAAAUGAACUUGAGGGUGGGUCCCGGGACAUACUAUGGAUUUGAGACUGAAAGUAAUACGUUACCCAAGCGCAAUAUCAAGAGAAAUGAGUUUCCCUGGGAGUCCAUGCCUAAGGACUGGACAACUUCAGUCAAGUUGAGAGAAAUUUCCAAGAGGCAUUCUAGUUAUACAGAUCGGCAGUCUUCCUCAGGUCAUUGGAGUGGCAGUAGUAGUAAUCGACACUCUUUAGACAGUGACCACGUUGUGAAAACUGAGACCAUUCCCAACUCCACGUCGCAGUAUUCCCUUGGUAACGACUCAGGACGAGACUCGCCAAUUCCUCCAGAAAGCAGGUGUGGGACAGAAUCAACUGGAGGCUAUACUGGGGAUGAUGCCAGCACAGUAGCGGGGGAUGUGAGCUCUGUUGUAAAUGCUAAACUUGACACAGAGACCUGGCUGAAGAGUCUGGCUGUCCGAGCCCUGGGGCGGGAGGAGGUCACCUCCAGUAGUGCAGAGACCAUAUCCUCCCUCACAAGACUGACCAAGAAAAACAUCAUGGCACUGGACCUGAUGAUGUCCUCACCACAGAAAAGACCCCUACCAUGUGAUGAUGGGGAAUCGUCAGUUUAUUCAGUGGAUCAGGAAGGCUUUUAUACGUCCUUCCACAAUGACAGUGGAUUAAGGAAGAGCAGUGCCACACUCGUGGAUGAAGAUGAGGAGGAAGAGGAAUUGUCUCUUAGUAAAGACUCCCAGAGUCUUUGCAGUGUUGACAGUGUGAUCCAUAAUCCCGAGGGAGGAGAGAAAUUUGCUGGGGCUAAGACGAACAGUGGGAAGAUUAUAAACAAAGUAAGCCCACCAGCUCCACCAAAGAGAACCAGUUCCUGUCCAGGGGUGGAUCCAAAAUCUCCACAUGAUUCUUCUUCUUUUUCUGAUACAGACCAGGAGGCUAUGUCAUCAAGGCUGAUCUCAAAGACUCAGAUAUCUAAAACAUCCAUUCCAUCCCUUUGUGUAAUGAGUGAUGAAGACAUCUCACUAAGUAGACAGACUUCAAUAGAAGGUGAUCCCACAGUGAAUAAAAAUUCCAGUGAAAGUGUUGCUAGUGAAAAUAAUUCUCUUGGAAAUUCAACAAACCCUUCCUCAUUUUCUCAUUUCGAGGGGAAGGGUUCUUUAGACAACACAAACACAGCAGCUGAAAAUGUUUACUGUCAGACAUUGCCAAAAGGAUUCCACUCCAACUCAAAAGAUACCCAACCUUAUGACUAUACAAAAUCUUGGCCACGGUGUAUGAACAAGAAGUCAAAUGAAGAUCAUCCAAAGUCAGGAAUUCUGAAAAGUACAGAUCGAUCAAUGAGUGGACCAAAGACACCAAAGUCUCUGAACUUUUCACCUGUCAUCAAUAUGUUCAACCCAGGAAUGCCACUGUCCCUUCAGCUUCCACUUGUCUCUUCUCCAACUUCCUCUGAAGAUGGGGGAAAAGAAACCAAAGUUGCUGACUUAUCUGAAGAAGGAGUGUAUAAACUGACAGUCCAAGAAGAAAGGAAAGACAUACCACUCAAGUAUCAUCCAACUCUAGUGGUUAAACCUGGUGCUCGCGCUCAGUCUUCAGAAAGGAAAUCUCAGGAGUCUCAAAAAGUGCCUAGUGAAAAAGAAACUGUGAAAACACUUUCCUUCGAAAAAACCCAGGAGGGUCAUUAUCCAACUUGUACAAAUGUCCCCAUUCAUAAUGGCACUCUCUUAAAUCAAACUGCAUCAAAUUCAUGUACAAGUUUUUCUGGAAUGUACAGCACUAGUUCAUUUGGCAGCAUCAACUCACUGGAAUCAGCAGGGUCCAUGUCUCUUAGCAACAGCUUAACCUAUGUCACCAGGGAGAGCACAUGCAGUUCCCCAAAUUUAUCCAACCUGGAUGUUCCCAUGAUGAACACCCCUACUGGAUCAUUUGAAUCUCUCUCAGAGCAGUCCACCUUCUCUGGUUCUGUUCAGAACCAGUAUAGUUAUAUUAGUGACAAUUCCAACUUUAGUUCCACAAUUGAAACAAUAGCCAUAACAACAACUUGCCUGGAUUCUUUUAAUGAAACUCAAGCAGAAAAUCAAUCAUUCCGGACUUUUUCUGGACCACCAAUGUCAACAUCUACCCCUCACUCUUCCGUAUCAAGAAUGGAAAACCAUUCCAGAAAUUGGGACACUCCUCCUGAAAGGUUCAAAAAUUCGGAACCAACUUAUAAACCAGCUGAGAGGGGCAGGAGAAGAACUAAGCAAGCACCUGCUCAGCCAUCAGAACCAGAGAGAAAAAUGAAAUCUACAACUUCACUCCCUGAACACAUGGUGAACUAUACCAGCACCAAAUACCAAGAAAGGACCAGAAACUAUAAACCAACAAAGCAGGCUCCUAGCAAUAGCAAGAGAGGUGCAGUGGUAAAUGUCAUGAACUUGAAUAAUAGUGCCUCUAAUUAUGGUGGCUCUAACUAUGCAGAGGAAUCCUCCAAUAGAACAGACUCUUACAGGGUAGCCAUGGCAGAACCCACCAAUGACAGAAACUCUCACAAAGGACCCCCUGCCGAACCAUCCAACCGUACAGAUUCUUACAGAGUGGCAAUGGGGGAAGGUAACAGCUAUAGAACAGGAUCAUACAGAGUGGCCAUGAGAGAAAGUUUGAGCUGUCCAUCCUUCCAGCAAAGAGUUAAUAACCCACCUCCUUCCCUAAGCAAUCAAAAUUCCUACAGUGGUUUGACAGAUAGUUACCCCCCACCUACCUCCAAUGACGACUACCUGAUGGACUGCACACGGACAGACUCGUACAGAGUGGCUGUACGUAACAAUCAGGGAGUAGUGAAUAAUGAACUGGUCCAGAGGAAUUCAUCAUACAGAGUGGCAGUAAAUGACAUGGAACCCAUAAUGGCUGACUCUAGGAUGAACGGUCUGGAUGCGGGAAGUGAACUGGUCAGUGGAAGGGAUUCACGUCGGAUGGGAAUAACUAAUAUCGACCAAGUGAAAGAUAUUUCCGGUGGCAAUCAGGGGACUAAGAUUAUUGGAGGGGUUGAUGUUUCAAAAAUAGAUACCAGCAAAGUUGUGAGACGCCGUCCAAAGACCGAUGUGGAUCCUAUAUCGGUCAUUUCAAGUCGUGAUGCCAGCAAGAAUGCCAACAAAAGUCACAAAAGCAAUAGCAAGAGGCACAGCACCUCAUCCACAUACAUUAAGUUUGAUCCGAUAUUCGAGGUCGGAGAGGAUAUGAUGUUGUCUAUGGAAUCCCUGAAAACGGGAUCAAACUCAUCCCUCAAAAUGUCCUCGGAUUUCGUGGACCAUGGGUAUGGAUUCAACAAGGAGGCUGUGAAAGUUGGCAGCAGUGGAAGUCAGAAGUACCCCAGUGAAAAAAGUAGUUCUUCCUUAAUUGGCUCCAUUAAAAGUACUUUGAAAUCAAUGUCUGGAAAUUCAAAACAGAACAGUUCUAACAGCGAAGAUGACUGGAGGUUUUCUAUGGUGUGAAUCAAAAUUCCAGAAUUUCCUAAUUUCGGAAAUUUCCAAAAAUUUAUGGAAAAUAAAAAAUUUCAUCAAACAUUCACUCCCUGUGAUGAUAAUGUUUCCAUGACAAAAAUUUUUCCAGUUUACAUUGAAAAGUGCCAUAUGCAAUAUUUCUAAAAAAAAAAUUAUCAAUGAACUGUUACUUUACCCUCGUUAUUCAUUGUUUUAAAAUUUUGUAUGAAAUCUGUUCUAUAU